Lates calcarifer (barramundi perch) is the source of this 1469-nucleotide messenger RNA. It is a transcript of the gene ptpmt1, whose product is annotated as protein tyrosine phosphatase mitochondrial 1. The record is from RefSeq and is a predicted model, not a curated record. The transcript is spliced from 4 exons. Bases 182 to 730 code for a protein of 182 amino acids. Gene Ontology annotation, biological process: protein dephosphorylation. NCBI's taxonomy places the organism in Eukaryota, Metazoa, Chordata, Actinopteri, Centropomidae. Gene Ontology annotation, molecular function: phosphatidylglycerophosphatase activity; protein tyrosine/serine/threonine phosphatase activity; phosphatidylinositol-4,5-bisphosphate 5-phosphatase activity.
CCCAGCGGAACAGACUUCCGGAGGACGGACCCAACUACAUCCAUGAAAGAACUCAUGCUAACCGGCUGAUAGGUCGUACUACAUGGCGUGUGGAGAAGAGACGCUACACACAACAACAUAGUGUUCUAGUUAUGAAAUGUUAAGUUUUUACAUAGUUUUUUAAAUAAUAAUUAACUCAGCCAUGUCCGGAGCGUUAGCAAGGCUGCUGUUCUACCCUACGUUAGCUUAUAAUGUUGCCAUGGAGAAGGUCUCAUCGAGGCGGUGGUUUGACCGAGUGGACGAGACGGUGAUCCUCGGAGCUCUGCCGUUCAGAUCCAUGACCAAACAGCUGGUAGAAACAGAAAAUGUACGAGGGGUCAUCACUAUGAAUGAGAAGUAUGAGACCAAAUAUUUCUGCAACUCAGCUGAGGAGUGGCAGGCUGCAGGGGUGGAGCAGCUGAGGCUGAGCACCGUUGACCUCACUGGCGUGCCCAGCCUGGAGAACUUGCACCGAGGGGUGGAGUUUGCCCUGCAGCACCGAGAACAGGGAACUAGCGUGUACGUCCACUGCAAGGCUGGACGCUCCCGCAGCGCCACACUGGCUGCUGCGUACCUCAUCCGGUUACACUGUUGGACUCCAGAGGAGGCCUGUGAGAAACUGGCGUCUGUUCGACCCCACAUCUUGGUGCGUGCUGCUCAGCUGGAGAUGCUGAAGACGUACUAUCAGCAGGUGUGUGGACAGUCCAGCUGAGAGUGCAGGGUGGCGAGUUGGACCUCAUUUUGUUCCCAGCAUCUGGAAGCCUGGACUUGGAGCCUUGUUUAAAGACACAAAAACAUGAAAUGCAGCUUUUGCCAUAUCUUUCAGUCCUUCAAAUCAUCAUGCACAAUCACGGAAGAGUAAAUGCCAAAUGCCCCCCCUCCCCUCAAUUUGUUUUUUAAAAUCUGAUUUCAAGAAUUUUAUAAGUUUACAAGUUGCAGAUUUUAGUGGUUAAUUCAUGACAAAUAGGUAAACAGAAAUUAGUUUCUACAGUCAUGGAUUUUGUCUUUUUGAACUCUGAUGUCACAGAAUCUGCAACUUCAAAGUGACAGUGUCAACAUGGUACAGUAGUUAAAGCCAUCUCUUCUAUAAAUCCCUGACUUUCUGAUUUUACCUUGAGCUGAAACAUAUUAAUUUAAUAUCUGAAAUAUGUGAAGCUCUGAAUUAUGUUAAAAGAAAGCACUUGGAAACAAAAAAUUCUUUCAAAUUCCACAGGAAAAACAGCAAUGCAAUACCUUUUGCUUCUGACUUUCAUUGACAAACACUCCAUUUAGUUGAAGUGCCGUGUGCUUGUUACAUUUGGACUGCAGUAGCACAACAAGACAGGGACGUCUUACUGCAUAAUUCAGCAAUGAAGUGGUUGCUGGAUAUACUAGAGAAUGUUUUAUUUCAUUUAUUUUCCUCUGGUGCCUCAUAACUUGUUAAAUAAAAUAUUUGUGAGAUGAAAACAUCA